Hyalella azteca is the source of this 1083-nucleotide messenger RNA. RefSeq lists its product as uncharacterized. The record is from RefSeq and is a predicted model, not a curated record. NCBI's taxonomy places the organism in Eukaryota, Metazoa, Arthropoda, Malacostraca, Amphipoda, Hyalellidae. Bases 132 to 581 code for a protein of 149 amino acids. The transcript is spliced from 4 exons.
CUCCUGGCCCCAGAACCUUUCUGUGUCUGUUCAAGUGCGAUCGACAAGAGAACCAGUGACUUGAAUCUCGUACGAUAUUUUCCCAGCCCUCGUUUAACUUUUGUGGUGGAGAACGAAGUUUCAUUAAUUUUAUGAUCGUGUUCAACAGUGAUCACGGACGGUGUGGUUUUGGGGCGGACUGCAUUUUUGCUGCAUUUUCUGCAAUCAGAUCAGGAGUUUGUACAAACUGUGUUGCCGGCAUGUCGAUGCCAUACGCAAUGCAGAUGGUGAAAGCCGAGCAGAAGAGACGUUCUCAGGGCUCCAGUCCACCACCCCCGUCGGCGUAUAUGGAAGAACCACCGGCAGUCUCCAUAGCUUCAGGCCAAAGCCCAAUGAUGUACAACAGCAAGAUGAUGAAUAGCAUCUGGGGCAUGUACAACAAGUACUCCGUACACAACUUCAAGUCGAAGCUCUGCGACCCUUCCUUCACUCAGGCAGUGAACGAGAACGGCAUGGCGGAGGCACUCGUAGCUAAGAGCCAGAAUAAGAAGGGAGCUACAGGAUUCCCUUCUACUGCCUACGACAUGUUCAAGUUUCACUAAAGUCUUUGCUCGUCAACACAAGUGGGACAAGACAAGAGCGGACAGAGACUGAUGUUUCCAAAGACUGAUCUUCUCUGGCUUGAAGUCAUUCGUUCACUCGGCCCACUUCGAAGUUUUUUGCACGUACUUCGAUCCAUGCAGGAGGCAAAUGCGCCGAUCAAAACAAGACACUUAUAACCGCCCUGCUGCUCUGUACUAUCUUCUGAUAUGUGAGAUGUGAUUGUGCUGAUCUCGAUCAUGGGUGUAUACGAGAUUAUGAUUAUAGGGACUUGGUUGCGGAACUUAGCUUUGGAGAGAUUAAUCUCUGUGUUCUUAUUAUGAUGUUCUCGUUUUGAACUGAAACGUCUAGUCAUUCUUGUGCUGCUAUAGAUUUAUUAAUAUCUUGAAUUUGUGUAUCUCACGAUGUUACAUUUACGAGAAGCAUUAGUAUCCCUGAGACCCACACUUACAAAUCCUUUUCUUUAAUGUAAUGCUGAUAAAUAUAUUGUAAAAUUAGUUCUGA